Molecule: messenger RNA, 684 nt
Organism: Parnassius apollo (apollo)
Lineage: Eukaryota; Metazoa; Arthropoda; Insecta; Lepidoptera; Papilionidae
Source: the annotation of a GenBank genome assembly
AUGGGGGUGUCAGAUGAUUUAGCCCCAAGCUUCACUCAGAAGCCGCAGCUGCGCCAGGAGGAUGACGGAAACAAGCUCAUCUUUGAGUGCCAGCUCUUGGCAUCACCCAAACCUGAAAUUAGCUGGUACCGCAGCGAUGAACUGCUCAAAGAAGAUAAUAGGACUAAGUUUAAGAUCCAAAGCAUUGCCAACAACAAGUUCCUGGUGAUACUGGAGUUGGAUGACGUGAUCGAGACCGAUGCGGGACUCUACAAGGUUAAAGCUAAGAAUAAGAUGGGCGAGGUGGCCGCCUCCAUCAAUCUUAACUUUAGCCCCGCUGACGAAGAAAAACAGAAACAAAUAGACGGUAAAGCGCCCACGUUCGCGCGAAAGCCCGCUAUAAGACAGGAGGAUGACGGGAAACGGCUGAUCUUCGAGUGCCGCAUAGAGGCCGAGCCUGUACCCAGCGUUGUCUGGUUUCACAACACAAUGGAAGUCAAACCAGGCUCAAGACAUAAGCUCGUUGCUUUUACACUGAAGUCUAAACCAACUAUUUGGUUCACAUUUUCGUCUAAAUCUGAUGAAUCUUGUAUACGUUAUGAUAUUAAUGUAGUACUAAUUGAACAGUUAACAGUUAAGCAAAGACGGAAAGUCUUACUACGCUUCGUUGGAGAUCAACAACGUGACGGUGGAAGACGCUGGUAA